AUGGCGGUUCCCGUCGGUUAUACCACUCCUCAGACUCCGCUGCAAACUUUGGCUAAUUCGGGCUCCGGAGAUCUCAAUUUGAGAAGUAUGGACAACUCUGCUGUAGCUGUCCGGGUUUUCUCUCUCAACUGCUGGGGAAUCCGCUUUCUCAGUAAACAAUGUUCCCAACGUUAUGCUAUGAUCGGAGACUUGUUAAGCAGUGGGGAACAUGAUAUAGUGUUAUUACAAGAGGUGUGGAGUGAACAAGACUUCCUCGGCUUAAAGAAGAAACUGGCCUUCAGUCAGCCUCACUCUCACUAUUUUAAAAGUGGUGUCAUUGGCAGUGGACUGGCUAUUUUCUCCAAAUACAGAAUCCAUGAUACUUUUCUCUACCGCUACUCACUUAACGGGUAUCCUUACAUGGCUCAUCACGGCGACUGGUUUGGAGGUAAAGCUGUUGGCAUGGCGAUACUUCAGAUUGGUAGCAUGACAGCGAAUGUUUAUGUCACCCAUUUGCACGCUGAGUACUGCAGGGAGAAAGACUCGUAUCUGCCUCAUCGAGUGGUACAGGCCUGGGAGCUGCAGCAGUUCAUACGCCACACGUCUACAGGAGCCGACGCUGUGAUUGUAGGUGGUGACCUCAACAUGCACCCGCAGGAUCUCGGUACUCGGAUCCUGAGGGCCUACACCGGCCUCAAAGACGCCUACUUGGAGACCUCACAGUUUGACGGCUGUGAAGAUGGCAUGACCCUUAUAGCAGACAACCCUUUUAUCAACAAAAAAGAACUAGUUCCUUUUGAGAAGGGAAUACGAAUUGACUACAUACUGUUCAAGGGUUCACCAAAAGCAGAGAUUCUCUGUGACUCAAUGUCGACCACUAAAGGGUCCGUUCCAGAAAAGCCCUUUCCUUAUUCUGAUCAUGAAGCUCUGACCGCAAACCUACGGCUGAAGACGCUCGCAUCACAAGAGAGCAGACUUGACCAGAGCGACAGAGACUCGAGAAAGGCUGCUGAGCUGGUGGACCUUCUGACUGAGGCGCGCACUGAGGUGAAGGUGGGUCUGCACUGCUCAGAGAGGAUGCGCUACACAGCCACGCGCACUGGGGCCAUGGGUCUGGCGCUCCUCCUGCUGGAGCUUGUUAUUGCCGCCGUGCCUUGUCUGGCUCUGGGAGCAGAGCAGCCCUUCCCUCGCACCUCCUUCUACCUCCUGGCCGCACUGUGCUGUGUCAUCCUCGUCACCACCUUUCUGCUGUAUCUCUUCUACACGACGGAGCUCAAGUCUUUGCAGGGGGCGGAGGAUCAGAUGAGGCUGGCUGUGGGGGGGCUGCAGGAGAGACUGCGGGGGGUCUCUGUGGACCACACUCCCCUCCGUAAAGCUCCAGACGGAGAGGAGCCCUUUGACACUGAGGAGUAA
Messenger RNA from Knipowitschia caucasica, 1392 nucleotides. Lineage: Eukaryota; Metazoa; Chordata; Actinopteri; Gobiiformes; Gobiidae. The record is from the annotation of a GenBank genome assembly.